Molecule: messenger RNA, 2302 nt
Organism: Phytophthora infestans T30-4
Lineage: Eukaryota; Oomycota; Peronosporomycetes; Peronosporales; Peronosporaceae
Product: croquemort mating protein M82
Exons: 1
Coding region: 31-2217 (728 amino acids)
Cellular component (GO): cytoplasm; membrane
Molecular function (GO): scavenger receptor activity
Source: RefSeq, a predicted model, not a curated record
GCGCCUUGCACACUUCCGUCUUUGCCCGCCAUGGCGACUUACACCCCCAAUACGCACCACAGCACCACCUUCGAGCAGUUCGAGAAAGGAUCGCCAAGUCUGUUCCCAAAGCUCGAAGAGGUCGACUCAAAGCGACGACGGUGCUGUAGCCAGAAGGUCUGGGCCAUCGUACUCAUGGUCGUAGGCUGCCUCACCAUCAUCAUCGGCAUCUUGUACGGCACCGCCAUGCCGGCGUACAUCAACUCGGUCGUAGGCGAUCAAGUCGUGCGCUGCUCAGACGACGAAAUGUCCAAGGAAAGCUACCUGGACCCGUACGGAGACUACGAGGACUGCUCGCCAUUCUUCGUGUCUCUGUACAUGCUCAACGCCACCAAUGCCGAAGAAUAUCUCGCUAAUAACGUCAAGCUGCAAGUCCAGGAGAUGGGGCCAUACGUGUACCGCCGUCGCGAGAUCAAGCUGGACGUGUCCCUGUCGGAUGACUCCUCCACCGUAACCUAUAAGACGUACACGUAUCACACGUACGAGACCGAGAAGAGUUGCGAUGACUGUUUCGACUCGGACGACAUCGUGAGCUUCGACACCGGAUACUUCAGUGUCAUCGCCGCCACAGGUGGUGAAUUCAACUUGCUGGCGGCGGUAGCUGCGGCCUCCUUUGCUUCCACACUAAACACGACCGAUAUCAUCGCAACCAUCACGGAGCAUGGCGAGCAGAUGAUGCGAUGGAUGAACGGCCUUAACUCGCUGGAUCCGCUGGCUAUGAAGACAGUGACCAACAACAGUACCGUGCUGACCUUCCUGGCUACCGGUCCAGCAGCCAUCGCCGAUCUGGACCUCUCAGGUUUUGCGUACAAUGGCAUCUUCGCAAAGCGCACGGCGUCACAGUGGGCGCUGGGCUACCCUAGUCUGCUGGCCGGCCUCAUUCUGGGCUCCAACUACAUCAACACGUGCAAAACCGGCAUGAAUGCCCAGUGCGCGUCCUGCAGCGGUGAUGACUGUCUGGCCAUUGCAUUGGCUUGCUCUCAGUGCACCAAGGGCGCAGCUCUCAUGGCAGUCAAUAACGCCACCUGUGCCAUCGUCGAGUCCAUUUAUGCCGCCACGUACGGUGCCGAGGAAGCUGCUAGUUUUGCCGGAACAACCUGCAGCUUAUGCGAGAGCGUUGGUCUGUGCGCGGCACCUCUUCCCGGCAUCGCUGAGACCUCUGGCCUGGACUACUCGGAGACUGCACCAGACGCGUCGACACUCGGGGCUUACGUGAAACGGACGGGCUGCGACGAUCUGGGCAAUAUCGGAGCUUGGGUGGAGUACGAUAGCUUCAACGUCGCGCCUGUGUGGGCGGAUCUCGGCGAGCGCCGCAACCCCACGCUGGCUGAGAUCAAUGCGUUCUCGAGCUACGCCAACUGCGAGUCGCCUGUCGCCAACGUCACGUGCGUCAACGUAUCAGGAACGGACGGUAUGGCGCUCAAACCUGGUGGCGUGACAAUCAACGGCAUGGCCAAGCAAACCACUGCCGACUCGUUCAACUCGUACCUGGGCCCGGCCAAGAUCUCUAUCACCAUCGCGAGCCUGGACACAAAGGUGGACUUUGACGGUGUUUCGUUGCAUCGAUUUGGUACCCCGAUGGAUGUCUUCGCUUAUACGGACGAUAACGCAGAAGUCGGCACAGGCGUCCCCGUCAACGGUCUUCAUCAGCUCAGCUUCGUCACGGGCUUUCUGUCGUACAUGUCCGGCCCGUUCUUCAUCUACGGCGAUACGUCACUACUCGAGGCUGUGGAGAUGACUAACUCCGACGGUACUGUGAUGACGGCUGGCACCAUGUAUAACUCCGACGGCACCCUCUUCGAGAGCUUCCUCAACGCGUACGGCACGUUCGUUGAUAUCGAAUCGGGUACGGGCCAGACCAUGAGAGCUCGCAAACGAUCGCAGGUCUCGUAUUCGCUGACUGCGUCCUCUUCCGUGGCUAACGCGUCCAUGAGCGACAUGCUGUGGCCCACGCUGCCAACAGAAGUGGUGCUGCCUACAUAUUGGGUCCAGGAGGCCGCUGAGGCUAAGGACAACGUGCUGGACACGUUUAAAAGCACGCUUACACUUGUCAAGACGUUCUUGCCUGGCCUUAUCGUUCUCAUUAUUGCUGGCAGCAUCGAAGUGGGUGGGGGCGUAUUCCUCUGGCGUCGCCACAAGCAGAGGCUCGAGAUGGUGCGCUAUGGAAGCGUCAUUUAGACCAUGGCAUCCUGUAUGAAGUAACUACGUAGUACACAGCAAGGCACAAGCUCAUGUAUGUCGUCCUAAAAUGUUUGAAGUGAAA